AUAAAAGCCAGAAUAAACUGCAAGUAAAUACAAUAUCAAUCAAAGUCGAAUUUUACAAAGAUGAAGUAUUUGAACUUGUUGCUACUCCUGCAGCCAGUCUUGGCAGCACACUGUCCACCAACUGGGCCACUUCUACCGCCACCAUCGCUAGCGUCUUUGCCAGACUCUGCUGGUUUACAUGACAGACUAAACGCACUGCUAACAAGCAAAACCUCAUCAUGGAACACAUCGACAAAUUCCUUCUCGGUUGCUAUCACAUCCCUCAAUGACACAAUCUUCGAGCACCAUUAUACUGCGCCUGUUCGAGGUGAGGGCGGUGUGGCCAAGGUUGAUUCAGACACUACUUACCGGAUCAUGAGUAUCACCAAGGUCUUCAACGCCCUUACACUCCUGCUACACGCACCCUACAGCUUAGAUACACCUGUCACGAAAUACAUUCCCGAGCUGCAGGGGUCCAAAGACUACGCUGAUGUGACGCUGCGCAUGUUGACCGACCAGUCAGCCGGUAUGCCCCGAGACGGGUACGCCUUUGAUCUCUAUAAUGCACAAGGACAACAGUUGAUAGAAGCCGGAUUCCCUAUCCCGGACAACAAGAGCAUCCCGUCAUGUGACGCCGUUGGCAUGAAGACUUGUAGCCGCGCUACGUUCUUUGAGAAUCUGCUCCAGAACAGGUUAUCCUGGCUUCCAGGAGAUAAAGCAGGUUACUCAGAUCAAGCUUUUACGCUUCUAGGCAUGGCAAUGGAAAAUAUUACUGGCAAACCUUUUGCGCAGCUGCUCCGCGACAGUAUCACAACUCCGCUGGACAUGCCUACCACGGGAUUCAACGCCCCAAUUCGGUCUCGUGGCAUCAUCCCGACGGGGCCUGGUGGAGUUUUCUGGGACUUUGACAUUGGUAACUUCAACGCGACGGCUGGGCUCUAUUCUACGCCCAACGAGUUGCUGAAAUUUGUUCGUGCUAUCCUCAACCACAUCCUCCUCUCGCCGGCCAACACAAGAGAAUGGAUGCGGCCGUCGCGGUUCGCCGGCUCGUACACAAUGGGAGUCGGCGCACCCUGGGAAAUCUUCCGUCUUUCGCACCUGACGCCUGAUAAUCGUCCGGUAGAUAUCUACACCAAGUCAGGAAGCCUUCCCGGAUAUGCAUCCUAUCUUGUGCUUAUACCGGAAUUUAAUAUCGGGGGCGCUAUCAACGUGAGUGGCGACGAUGGCGACGACGCAGCAUUUGACCUACUAGACGCCGUGACAUCGAUUGCUGUCCCCGCCUUAGAUUCCCUUGCUAGGGUACAAGCAAAGGAGACAUACGCAGGGAAAUAUACAGGACAGUGCGAUGGACUGAACUGUACAGCUAGCGACACGUCGAGCCUUGAACUUGUCGUGGACAGCGGCCCAGGCCUACAUGUGGUAUCGUGGGUCAACAAUGGCAAGUCUGUACUGAAUAUUCUUGCAGCGAACAAAGGCGCCAAGACGAUGGAUAUCGAAGCUCGCUUGUAUCCUGUAGGUGACGGAGAUAGGUGGAGGCUGGCUGUGGAGCGGAAGCACCAUGUUGGAGGGGACACGAUUCGACGACCGAGUGAAGCAUGCAGCAUGUGGUUCCAGAUUGAUAAAAUGCGCUAUGCUAGCUUGCCAGUGGAUGAGUUUGUGUUUAGGCUUAGCGAGGGGAAUGCUAUUAGCGUGACGAACCCAGGCUUAAGGGCAAAGUUGACCAAGGAACAAGGCCACGGGGGAAGAUAGAUCUCAAGUAGGACCCCUCUUUGGUUUAUUGAACAAAAUGACUCCUCUUCUUAAUAUCAUGUGGGUUGGGACCUCUUACUAAGGCUUCGAUCCAAUGUGCUUCUGUAUACAGCUAU
This is a messenger RNA of [Torrubiella] hemipterigena, 1844 nucleotides long. Lineage: Eukaryota; Fungi; Ascomycota; Sordariomycetes; Hypocreales; Clavicipitaceae. The record is from the annotation of a GenBank genome assembly.